UUUCGUCUUAAGGUUCAACAGAAUGGGAUUUGUAGAGCCUGCUAUAAGCUUGAUAACAAGAAAGAUAAUAAGCUGCUCAACUUCUUUUCGCACGAGAACAGCCUGAGCUUUAGUAUGGUUUUUGCUAAUCUUUCUGAAGCUAUGCAAGUUAAGAAGCAGCUGUUUGCUCGAAUUCACAUCUUCAUCAACUGCUGUCUGAUCUGGGGCUAG
This is a messenger RNA of Cryphonectria parasitica EP155, 210 nucleotides long. RefSeq lists its product as uncharacterized. The transcript has a single exon. Lineage: Eukaryota; Fungi; Ascomycota; Sordariomycetes; Diaporthales; Cryphonectriaceae. The record is from RefSeq and is a predicted model, not a curated record. The annotation marks the transcript as partial.